AUGGGUUUUGUCAGGCUCCAUCAAAGUAGCCAACCCGAAAUCCGAGACCCGGGCUUCCAUAUUCUGGUCCAGAAGUAUGUUACUAGACUUGAUGUCCCUGUGAAUUAUGUGAGGGAUGCAAUCAUGGUGAAGAUACGAUAUCCCUCUCGCUGCACCAACUGCAAUCCUGUACCUGGAAUCCCAAUCCAGCACAACCCUCUGCAACUCUUCUUCUUCUCCCCCCUCCUUUGGGUGGUGCAGAAGUCCAUCCAGGCUCCCAUUGGGCAUGAGCUCGUAGAUGAGCAAGUUGUAGUGAGAGGCAGAGUAGUAGCCAUGGAGGGUGACAAUGUUUCUGUGCUUGAUAUCUCCCAUUGCCUCGAGCUCCCUCUCGAAGGUCCGGUCCCUGUCGGGGCUCCCUCUGCUGAGCCGCUUGACCGCGAAGGAAAUGGACUCGGUUAUGGACAGCUUGUAGACGGUUCCAUAGCCACCGGACCCGAUCAUGUCCUUGUUAGUUAACUUCAUGGUUUUUUUCAGGACCACUUGUGGGGUUACCUCUGGGGACUGCAUUGUCCCUGACUUGAACAUUACCACCUUCCCACCUACAAACAUACCCACACAAGAAAAUUGUCUCUCUAAGUACUAAUCCCCAUGACAUAAGAUUUACCUAUAGAGUUGUAGCUAGGCACAAAGAAAGAACCUGCCAAAUGGGGGUCUUGAUGAACAGAGUGGUGCUGCUUGU
Molecule: messenger RNA, 718 nt
Organism: Linum tenue
Lineage: Eukaryota; Viridiplantae; Streptophyta; Magnoliopsida; Malpighiales; Linaceae
Source: the annotation of a GenBank genome assembly